AUGCAUAUUCUUCCUGUUUUGUGUUCCCUUCUUGUGUCAGCACUCGCUGAAGACGUGCCCCCUCAGUUUGACGAUGGGCAGCUCACUGGUAACGGAUUCGGUAUACCGGGUAUCAAUGCCACCUAUGACUAUGUCAUCGUUGGUGGUGGGACAGCAGGUGCUCUGGCAGCAGCGCGUCUAACUGAGCACAGUAACGCGACGGUUGCUUUGGUUGAGGCGGGAGGUUUCUAUGAACUGAGUAACGGUAACGUCAGCCAGUUACCAUUUAGGAUCAAUGACUGGAAAGGGUCAGGCGGCGCGUCUAGCUGGCAACCACUCAUCGAUUGGGGUUACUUCACUCAGCCUCAGAACAACGGGAAGAAGAUUCAUUAUGCACAGGGUAGAACAUUUGGCGGCAGUAGUGCCAGAAACCUCAUGAUGUUCAACCGCCCUACCAAAGGAGCAUACAAGCACUGGGCCGAGAAAGUCGGUGAUGAUGCCUACACGUGGGAGAAUAUGCUCAAGUUCAACACAAGAACUAUGAAGUUCUCGGAUAACAGUCAGCAUCGCCCUCAGAACGCCACAGCCCUUUAUGACACUGCCGCUUUCUCAGAGAAAGGGGGUCCUCUACACCUCACAUUUCCAGGAUACGUUUUCCCAGUCUCGUGGGACGCCAUCAAAGCUUUUGAAGCACUGGGAUUCAAAGAGAUCCCGAGCUUCACUGCUGGUGCCUUGCAAGGUUGGGGCUGGUGGCAGUUCUCCAUCAACCCUGAGACCGGUCUCCGUGAUUCUUCUGAGAGUUCGUUUUUGCAGCAAAGCCUGGGUCGGCCUGGUUUGACAACAUACAUCAACACCAUGGCUCGCAAGAUUCUCUUCUCUGGCAAAAAAGCCGUUGGUGUCACCGUUGAUAAUUAUGGCCAGCAAUCCUUCAACCUUACGGCCCGGAGGGAAGUCAUUGUUGCAGCAGGACUCUGGAGCAGCCCUCAGCUACUGAUGGUUUCUGGUGUUGGGCCUGAAGAGACGCUCAAAAAGUUUGACAUCCCAGUCCUAUCAAAUCUACCGGGAGUCGGCCAAGGCACACAUGAUUCAGCUGCUGUUCAUGGGCCUAUCUGGGAGAUUGAAGGCAUCUCAACGGGCGGUUGGAAACAGCCCUCCAAGAUGAAAGAAGCCAUCACCGAGUUUAAUCAACACAGGAAGGGACCUCUUACCAACGGUGGCGUUGAUGUCGGAGCAUUUGAAAAGAUUCCCCUAGCAAACCUUAGCAAAAAGGCCCAAGAGGACCUCGCUCAGUAUCCUGAUGACUGGCCCGAGGUAGAAUUCAUCAUGCAGAUGGUUGAUCCUCCCGCCGGGGCAACUGGAAAGAACUAUGCCGCCAUGACCAUCAGAAUGGUUGGGACUGUGAGUCGUGGCAAUAUGACCAUCUCAUCUGCGAGCAACCUUGACCCUCCUAUCAUUGACCCGAACUGGCUACGAGCAGAUACAGACAAGGAGGUAGCUCUUUAUGCCCUCCGAAGAGCCCGUCAGCUUUGGGAGCAUAUUCCUUCUAAAAUCGGUAAGGAGAUAUACCCUGGCGCCAGUGUCACCAGUGACGAGCAUUUGCUGGAUCUCACAUACGACAACCUCGACCCGACGCACCAUGGCACUGCUUCUUGCAGCAUGGGCAAAGCUGGUGAUCCAUCAGCAGUGGUCGACUCUAAAGGCCGCGUUUUUGGCAUCAAGAAUUUGCGUGUUAUCGAUUCUUCUACAAUGCCAUUGACACCACCUGGACAUACAAUGGGUCCUACAUAUGGUAAUGCUGAGAAAUUGGUACAGGAUAUCUUGAAUGCCUACCAUGGUUUAGAGUAG
Molecule: messenger RNA, 1824 nt
Organism: Fusarium odoratissimum NRRL 54006
Lineage: Eukaryota; Fungi; Ascomycota; Sordariomycetes; Hypocreales; Nectriaceae
Exons: 4
Coding region: 1-1824 (607 amino acids)
Biological process (GO): secondary metabolite biosynthetic process
Molecular function (GO): oxidoreductase activity, acting on CH-OH group of donors; flavin adenine dinucleotide binding
Source: RefSeq, a predicted model, not a curated record